AUGUCGUUUGCAACUAACGUGUGGGAAUUCGACGAAGAACCAAGUUUCCAUCACCCAGCCCUCCUUCUACCAAGCAAAAUAGUGAAACAAAUAUCUGAAUGCCUUGAUUCGCAAGCCGAUCGCCGAAACCUAUGCCUAGUGCACAAAUGCUGGUCACCGAUAGCUAUUGAGGUGUUAUGGUCGGAACCCGUGUUCAAGACACCAGACUCCUUUCACUUGUUCAUACGUACAGUGCAACAGUCGAAACGGUGUGCUCUUCGCGUUCGUAUACUUAACUUGUGUGCCCCGGAGGAACAAGAGAAACACGCGUUCGUACCUGUCUUGCUUUCGCAACGUGAAGAGCACGUGGUAAUGCAACCAAUGCUUUUGUCGAAACCGAGUUUUAUUAUGAAUAUCAUUAGGUUGUGUGAGAAUCUCGAGAGUUUGAAGGUGUACGGGUGGAAUUUAGGCGAUAAAAAUAUUCAUUCGUUGCCUCAGUAUUGUCCGAGUAUCAAGAAAAUUCACAUCAUCGGAAAUACACAAAUCACUCAACAAGCCCUGUACUCGCUGACUAAUUCUGUGGCGAUAAAUCUUGAUAUUCUCGAUUUGGAUGGUGACUUUAGCCUUUCAGACAACUUUGCCGAAACACUGGCUACCAAAUGCCCGAAUAUAAAAACCCUCAAGUUUUCCACAAAGACAAUGUCUUCGAACGGCUUUGAUAUACUGGCCGCUAAACUCUGCAAUCUACGUAAAUUAGUGCUGCAAGAUUGUUCAAAUUUAACAGACAAUAAUUUGAGUUAUUUCGUCGAGAGAAAUCCUAAUCUUAUCGAGAUUUCAGUGCACGGGAAUCUUCUAACCAUUGAAUCGUUCAAGAUGGUCAUGUAUUCGCUGCAAAAUCUGCAGCGGCUUGACUUGCGUUGCGCCCCACAAUCGCUUAAUAUUCCUCACGACACACAUUGGUUUGUGCCAAUCUCGCAGACACUUCUUGUACUCUUGCUGGAUUGCCUCCCUAUCGACGAUGACUUGAUUCAUGUCGUAUCAAAUGCUUGUAUACAAUUGGAAAAAUUUGGACUAUCGCGGUGCCCUUAUGUAACCAAUAUGUCUGUCAAAUAUGUUGCGGAAAAUGCGAGGAAUCUUCAUUUCGUUAAUUUGCUAAAGUGUCCGAAAAUAACCGAGGUUUGUCUGAAAGAUCUAGGGUGCUCAGCUAAUAACACUCUCACCGAUCUGAUUGUCGAUUCAUGUGGGGAAUUUUCUCGAGAAGCUAUUCAUUGGUUCGCCGGAGUUUCAACUCGACUUGAAAAAUUGGAAAUUCACGGUUUACAAUCAAUAGUUGAUUCCGACAUUUAUAUCUUUUCAAAAGAGCAUAAUUAUAAUUCACAAGAUUCCACCAAUCUUCUGCGAUGUACUUUCGAGGGUGAAAAUAUUAAAAAACUGGCUAAUUAUGAUGUCAGUUCUUCAGUGGAAAUUCCAAGAAACAAUACUCAGCAAUUACACAAAGAGCAGUUAUUGGACUUAUUAACACCUGAAUACAUAAAAUCAGCUGACUCAAUUCUUACAAACGAAUCAAUAAUAAAUGACUUAGCUUGUGAAUUAGGGUUGAAUGUGGAUACUUUGAAUAAAGCUAUAAAAAAGGUGCUUGCCAAAUCUAAUUUACUAUUACCUCCAGAGACAUCUGCUGCUGCUUCUGUGGUGAAAGUUUCUCGUGCAUCAAGAACAGACUCAUCCCGUUCACACAAAGAGAAAAAUCAUGUUACAACUUCCAGUAAAGCAUUGAAGAGCAACGCUGAUAUAUCGGAAACAAAAAUAAAGAAAAAUCACACUGAAAAAGUAAUUGAUAAAAAACCUCCGCUAACCGAAGUACAACAAAAAGAACGUACGCUUCCAACUUCGCCAAAACAAGAAGCUUCAUCGAAAAAAAAGGAGUGGUCGAAUGUGAUUCAGAAGACACAGAGUGGAUGGUCGUCAAUCCAUGUUAAAUUGCCUAGUCUACACUGUAUUUCACUCAAAGAGACUGAAUCCCCCGAAGUGACUUCACCUCCUGUUGUUCAUGAAGCUCUUCCUAUCUCUGUCAACAAAGUAGAACUUGCGAUACCUUCAAGUGUCGAUAUGGAAAAAAAUGAGCCAUUGAUACCCUUAAAUGACGUUAUAAAAAAAGAUGAGUCGGUGGUAUCGUCGGACGUCGUUGUAAAAGAAAAAGAUGAGCCGAUGAUCUCUUCCGAUGGAAAGGAUGUAUUUCCGACAGGAGCAGCAAUCAGUUCCAAUACACAAUCCGAGAAGGCAGAAGUCACUCAGCCUCAAGUAUCAAUAAAACCACAAGCCCAAUCUAUUUCCAACCAACUACAGAACAGAUCAAAACGACCAGAAACCAUUGAAAAAAAGCCGCCCAAUUCUCCAGCAUGGAAUAAUCCAAUUAAUUUCGAAGACGAAUUAGGCGGGUGGGAAGAAAUGGGAAUUACAUCAAUGCCGGCACCUCAGUCUAGCAAGAAAAUAUGA
Messenger RNA from Ambispora gerdemannii, 2472 nucleotides. Lineage: Eukaryota; Fungi; Glomeromycota; Glomeromycetes; Archaeosporales; Ambisporaceae. The record is from the annotation of a GenBank genome assembly.